AUGGAGGAUGAAGUCCAGGAUGAAGUUGAAGUCGAAGUCUCCGAAUGUAACCUGACCUCCGAACUGGAGACGAAGCUUGGAGAAAUUGGUAAUAUCUCCAAACCAGCGAACGACUAUUGUCUGUUCUUAGAUCUUAGUAAAAUUUCGCCGAUGCUUGUAGAUUCAUCAAUACGCUCGCAACAUUCCCAUGAUGAUUCGCAUGUAAAUGUAGAUUAUCUCUCUGUGGAAGGAUAUGCGGAAGACAUUUAUCGAUACCUUAGAGAGUCAGAAGAAAAAUGUAGACCGAAGUUUGGGUACAUGAAGAAGCAGCCAGACAUAACGCCCAGUAUGCGCUCCAUCCUUGUGGAUUGGCUUGUGGAAGUCAGUGAGGAGUACAGUUUGCAAACUGAAACCUUGUACUUGGCGAUAAAUUACCUGGACAGAUUCCUGUCAUGCAUGUCAGUCCUGCGAGGGAAGCUGCAACUUGUAGGGACAGCAGCCAUGCUUGUGGCAUCGAAAUAUGAAGAAAUCUAUCCCCCAGAAAUAGAUGAAUUUGUCUACAUAACAGAUGACACCUAUACAAAAAAGCAACUCCUGCGCAUGGAGCAUCUGCUAUUAAAGGUUUUGGGUUUUGACAUGACUGUUCCAACAGUCAACCAGUUCCUAAUGCAGUUUUUGAAGGAGGAAGGGACUGGUGGACAAAUGGGAACUCUAGCUAUGUACAUAGCUGAGUUGAGUUUACUAGAAGCUGAUGUAUGUCUGAAGUAUGCACCCUCUCUGAUGGCAGCAGCUGCAUAUUGCUUGGCAAACUACACAAUCAACAAUGCUUUUUGGCCUGAAUCGCUUGCUACAUUUACUGGUUACUCAUUGGUUGAUAUUGUACCUUGUCUGAAUGAUAUGCAUAAGACAUUUAUCCAAGCCAAAUUCCAGCCACAACAAGCCAUUAAGGAAAAAUACAAGAGCUCCAAGUAUCUGAGAAUUUCGCUUAUUGAGCCUCCAGCAACCUUACCUCUGCAUGCACUUAAAAGACAAUCAAAAGAUGAAAACUGA
Molecule: messenger RNA, 1029 nt
Organism: Carcharodon carcharias (great white shark)
Lineage: Eukaryota; Metazoa; Chordata; Chondrichthyes; Lamniformes; Lamnidae
Gene: ccna1
Product: cyclin A1
Exons: 7
Coding region: 1-1029 (342 amino acids)
Biological process (GO): regulation of cyclin-dependent protein serine/threonine kinase activity; mitotic cell cycle phase transition
Cellular component (GO): nucleus; cyclin A2-CDK2 complex; cytoplasm
Molecular function (GO): cyclin-dependent protein serine/threonine kinase regulator activity
Source: RefSeq, a predicted model, not a curated record